GUUUCUCACAAGAGCAACAACGCAUAGAUUCUGAAAAAUAGGAGUAAAUUUACAAUAUGGACGAUAUAAUAUUUGAAGCUGUUGGACAAUGCAACUCCGAACCUUUGACGCAAAAUGACUCGUCCAUGGCCCACUUGAAUUCGUUUGAGUUUAACUCACAUCAGAGCACACCUCACUACUCUUCUUCAUCAGAACUGCGAAGUGCAUCAGAAGCCCCAUCGCAGGCACCACUAACGCCUUCACCAGCAAGUUUUGAUACUCCUGCAGAACGACCGAGUGCUUCUCCAUUCUCCGAUUCUGCGUCAUCAGCGACUACUUUCACAGAACAACCACGUCGUCGUGGUCGGAUAAACACGGAAAACAGAUCUUCGUCCAGUUCGUCACAUCCACUGGCGCGGCCAUGCGCGAGUGAUGCAUGCACAACAAUCGUCGCUUAUCUUAUGCAAUUCAAUAAAAGUGCGGAUGAAGAAUUUUCACGAAAAGCAAUCGAAUCGUUGACGAAGAAGUUGAAGGACAAAAGAGAUGAGCUGGAUGCUUUGAUAGCUUGUUGCGGAAGUGAAGGAAAGGAAGCAGACAAAUGCGUUACCAUAGCGCGAACACUCGACGGACGGCUACAAGUUGCUGGUCGUAAAGGCUUCCCGCAUGUGGUCUAUGCUCGCGUGUUUCGGUGGCCGGAUUUGCACAAAAAUGAGUUGCGUCAUCUCAGCAUUUGCGAGUGUGCUUUCGACUUGAAAUGUGAUUCGGUGUGCGUUAACCCAUACCAUUGCGAACGUAUUAUGAACCCUACUCUGAGCAACCUUAGCAAUUUGGAUCUUGCGUCUUUGAAGCUGGAACAACGUUCUCCUCCCGAUGGUGAUCCUGACGUUGACCGGCUUACUACACUUUACAGAGAUUUCCGCCCUGAAGGAGGUUGGAACCCAGCACCAUUUGGUCAACAGCAAAAAGUUUCUCCUCAAGGACCAAAUUUUGGACCUCCAUAUCCCCAACCUCCUUGGGCACAAAAAGCUAUUACUGCUCCUCCUAAUAGUCAUAUGUUUGGAGUAUCUGACAAGGCAGUUGUUCCCUCGCAAAUGCUAUCACCUCAUGGAAUUCUGCAGCAACACCAGCAAACUCCGGAUUUCUCGCACGUCCGUGGAUUCGAAGGGCAAUAUCAAACGAAUCGUCCUGCUCCCGAUCCUGCUCAGAUGUCAUCUGCUCAGCAGCAUAUGUUUCAGCAGCAUCAGCAGAUGCAGAAUCAUGCAAUGCAAAUGCGUCAACCAUCUCAAAUGCAAAACUCGCAAGCUGUACAUCCGCAGCAAAUGCCCUUUGCGGAGAAUGCGCUCGGCCAACCGCAUGCGCAUCUUCACUUGCCUGUGCAACCGUCAAGGUCCAGUGAUGGUGCAGUACAAGUACAGCCCAAUGUUUCGCAAUCAAAUCAGCUCAUAAAUGCUGCAAAUGAGGCGGACAAGAAGUUGUUGUCACGUCCGGGACCAGGACAACCAUACAGCAAUCUUUUAAAUGCGGAGUUUGUCCUUGGGAACAAGCUGAAGGUAAACAGUUUCGAGCCGCCAUCUUGCCCAGUGGACUCCAACUGGGGAUGUUUUGUGUACUAUGAAAGAGAAGUGCAGAUUGGACGGUUGCAGGUUAAACACAGCGAUAUGUACAUAGAUGGUGGAUUUGGCCAAGCUUCAAACCGAUAUUGUCUGGGGCGAGAAAAUAAUCCGCUACGGGAACAAGAUUGCCAUCUUGUCAGGCAAACCAUAGGAGAUGGCAUCCGUCUGUCUUUCAAAGAAAAUGGUGAUGUAUGGGUUCAAGUUUAUACGGGACGUGCCAUAUUUGUCCAUUCUCACUAUCUAGACAGAGAAUCUGGGAGGAGUACCGGUGAUGUUGUACAUAAAGUGUAUCCAGGAGCAAAAAUCAAGAUUUUCGACCUGAAUAAUGCAAAGGCCAUUCUCCGGCAGCAUAUGGUCGCCUGUCAAAUGGCCAAGGAGUAUUUAGCUGGUCAGAAAACUCCCAUGGACGAUUUGUUCAGGAUGUAUAAAAAAGACAAACUCGACGAGGAAGCCAAGAAAGGUGCUGAUGACAUGAAGCGAUUUUGCGUCGCACGAAUUUCAUUCGUCAAAGGAUGGGGACCGGAUUACAGCAGAAAAACUAUAAGCGAGUGUCCCUGCUGGAUUGAAAUCAAAAUGAACAGGGCUUUCCAGUAUCUGGACGAGUUGAUGCACGAAGUUUAGUACAAGAUUUCUUCAAGUUGUUCGCCUUUUUGUCUUAUUCGCCAUACUAUUGUCUGGCCAAUCCUAUCUUUUUGUUAGUCCUCUUGUAGCCAUUCGAUUUCUUAGUGUUGGUGUGGAGAAUUUGACGUUGAUAAUGAUCUCUAUUUGUUGUACGACGAGGUGUUUGUCUUCGGUGUUCCUUUACCAAUGUAGUCCAAAGCUUUUUACAUCUUUCCAUCGCACUUUUGAAGACCCUUUUCGCCAUUGCAUACAUUACUUUUCUCUUUACCUCGGUAAUUAUCUGAUGAUUCGAGAUUUGCCAGAAAUGUCGUUACAGAGUUCUUAUGCGUAGUUUUUCUAACUAUUAGUUAGUUGUCUUUGGGAUAUGCUCAUUUAAAAUGACGUUCAACUAUGUGUCCGAGAUUGUUUCCGGUGUGGAGCUUAUCCAGGUUUAUAGUUGUAGUUUUUAACAUCUGUCAAUGAUUUCGCAGUACUUGGUACAAUGUUUUAUCAGGAAAAUCAUUAGUUCAUAUUUUGACAUGCUUUCUUCGGAGAAUGAUGUGAUAUAUUGGUUAGGUGUUCUAGAUUUCUAUAGAUGUCUUUUUUUUCUAGAGCAGCUUGUGUUUCUGAUUUUUCUCACCUCUCAGAACUACCUCAUUUAGUUGCCUUGCUGCUCUAUAAAUUCUAACAUAGUAAAUCAGAUUUAUUACA
Messenger RNA from Cylicocyclus nassatus, 2903 nucleotides. The record is from the annotation of a GenBank genome assembly. NCBI's taxonomy places the organism in Eukaryota, Metazoa, Nematoda, Chromadorea, Rhabditida, Strongylidae.